Messenger RNA from Culex quinquefasciatus (southern house mosquito), 3504 nucleotides. RefSeq names its product leucine-rich repeat flightless-interacting protein 2. Bases 1648 to 3492 code for a protein of 614 amino acids. The record is from RefSeq and is a predicted model, not a curated record. The transcript is spliced from 9 exons. NCBI's taxonomy places the organism in Eukaryota, Metazoa, Arthropoda, Insecta, Diptera, Culicidae. Gene Ontology annotation, biological process: regulation of DNA-templated transcription.
CACCAGCUCUUGGCCAGUGUCGAUCGUUUUUGCCCGCAACUCCUCUUGCUCUUUGCUGCUGCUGGCUGGUGCGCGGAGAUUUUUUUGAUUUUAGAAAAAUAUAUUCCUCCUUUUUUUUAUUCGUUUGCGGAAAAUGGCUUUGUGUACCGUGGUUUAGCUCCGUCGUCGUCGUCGCCGCGAGUCCGUAAACCGUUUCGCCGGAACUUGUUCCGGAUUGCCACAGAAGAACCAGUGCGUGUGUGCGUGAAGAAGAAGGAAUCUGUGAGGACAUUGUCGUCCCACGGCGGUGGUCAGUGGCAAGUUUGCUUGGUGACGAGAUUUCUUCAAAUUGAAGAGAGUUCCGGUGCGGAGUUCCGUGGGUGGCCCCAAUCCCCAGGUGGCAGCGCAAAGAACCCCCGGAAGCGAAGGAGGAGGUGGAGGUGGUUGGCAAGAACAAGGCAGCGAAAAGAACGGGGCCAGCAGCGCAGCUAGGCCAAAUUGUUCCGCGGGGGAAGAAGAAACAACAAUUCGACCAAGAAGAAUCUCUCGCUGUAAGAAGAAGGCACAGCGGAAGAUUCGGGGGCCUUUAUCGAUUGAGAUCGUGCACGGACACGGUGUUGGUGGGUUUGUUGUUGUGAUUGUUGCGGCGGCGGCCUGCACCUGCCAGAUUGGCACCGGCUAGUGGCCACGGUCGGGGCUCAAAUAACAGCCAGAGGGCGUUGGAAGUGUCGUGAAAUCGGAAAGAAGUUCCGGAAUCGAUUGCCAAGAGUGACGACUCGUGUGUGUUCCCCUGGGAAAUUGGCCGACCAGUUGAAGGAGGAAGAGCAGCGGAACGGUGGUUCGCACGCAACCAGCGGACGGACGAAUAGCUCACAGUCAGACACACACUCAGCCACAGACCAAGACAAAAAACAGGCCUACGAACCAGGAGAGACGACCGCCGACCAGCUCUCGUGUGGGAUUUCAUUGAGGAAAUUCGCGACGACUUCAUUCACCGCGUGGACUCAGGUGACUUUCUACCGGUGCGGGGAUUAGCCGCAGCAGGUGCACCACGAACGUAACCGUAGCCAGCCGGAAGGUCGUCGCCGUAUGGGGCAUCAACGCAACUUGAGGAGACGUAGAAAUUAGAAGUGGCAGUAGUAGUAGUAGUAACAACACCAGCUGGUCGAACCCCGGCGACGAUCCAGCAGAAUAAUUGGCCGGUCCAGCGCAAGAAUCUCCGCAACCUACGCCCCGUCGUAAUACUCAACUCAACACUCGGCGGAAAAAAAGGAUUUUAUGAGCUGUGAUUUACUCGACUCUUGGAAUCGCGAUUGCAUUUGUUUUUAAAAAUUCGUCAACUCUGUAUUUAAUUCGUUGAAUCUCUAUUGCAUUUCAUUUUAUUUAAAAAAAUAUUGUGUGUGCCUAAAAUCGUGUUUGUAUUAGUUUGUAAUUGGUAGAGUUGUAAUUCUACGAAGUCCGCAAAAAACAACGUAAUUUUACAUAGCAUCUUAUGUAAGAAAAUAGGACCCAGUUUGUAAAGCAAUUGUGUGUGUGAUUACCGUGUUGAAGAAGAAGUGAAAUCCGGCCAAGGUCGUCCACGUAGCUGCAAAGAGCUGUGUUUGUGCCAUCCUUUCAAGAGUGUUCGGAUCGGAGACCGGAAGCAGCAGCAGCAGCACCACCACCACGAUGGACAGUCCCGGCGCUGUGGGAAGGCGUCGCGGCAACUCGCGGAUCAAUGCCGAGGACCAGGCGCUCGACCAGAUCGCGAAGGAGGUUCUAAACCAGUUCUGGAGGAGGCAAAACAAAACAAAAAUCACAAUGAGUAGCGACAUCAAGCUGAGUAUUAGUGAGGACGAGCGACAUUUGUACCACCAUCACCACCACCACCACCAUCUUGGCGGUACGAACGGUGUUGUCAACGGUGAAGUGCUCGAGUUUGUGAUGGGUUCCCAGUACGCCAAGGAUCCGGAGCAAUCCGGUAGUGUCGGCGAGGAAGAGGAUCGCGACGGGGAGUUUUACAGCUUCGAGCACAGUGAAGAUCUGGAACGGCUCGGGCUGGGGCUGACGGAAGAGUUGAAGAUCCGGGAGUCGAACGAACGGCUGGACUACAAUCGGAACGAUUUGAGCGGGAAGCAGCAGCAGCUGCUCAAUGGGGACAGUUCGACGCCCACGAAGGGAAGUGACCGGAGACUGUCGGCUGGGAGUAGUUUGGCGACGUCGGCGAACGAUGAGGUGGAUCGGAGUUAUGGCGAGGAUGGCGGGUACGAGGCGGAUCAGGAUCAUCACUACUACGAACCGCAUCGGCAGUAUCAUAGGUUGUCGGUGUCGCACACCGGGGACGAGUUCAGUUCCGACGAGGACGAAGCGUUCGUGGAACUGUUGGAGAAGGCGAACCAUAUCGCGGAAGCCCGGCUGGCAGCACGGCGGCAGGCCCGAGCCGAAGCCCGCGAGAUUCGGAUGCGCGAGCUCGAGCGCCAGCAGAAGGAACUGGAGCAGAAUGCGGACCGGGUGUUCGACCUGCAGCAGCAGUCCGCCAGCCUCGGCACGUCGGUCGACACGUCGCUCGGUGCGGCGCGCACCCCCGGCAGCCGGCUCACCGUGAACAGCAGCACCGUCGGUGGCGGCAUCCGGGGCAGCUCGCUGUCGUCCCGGCGGAGCAGCGAAGACUCGCUCGAGGAGGAGGGCCGAAGUCUGCGGGAUCUGCGGCAUGAGCUCAAGGACGUCGAGGAGCGCUUCCGGAAGGCGAUGGUCGCGAACGCCCAGCUGGACAACGAGCGGGCCUCCCAAAGCUACCAGAUCCAGCUGCUGAAGGACAAGCUGGAGGAGAUGGAGGAGUCCCAUGCCCAGUUGCAGCGCGAGUUUAAGGAAAAGUGUCGCGACCAUGACGCGUUGCGGCGGGCCAACGAUAAGCUUGGGGACGAGCUGAAGAUGGUGCAGGGUCAGCUGGCGGAGCGGGACGCGCUGAUUGAGGAGCAGGGACUGGUGAUUGUGACGGUGGAGAACGAGGACGGAAGCGAUGCGAGGCGCGCGCUAGUCACCACGGAGAACGCCCAGCUGCUGAAGACGGUGCAGGGGUCGUUGGAUGUAAGGCUCAAAAAGUUCGCCGAGGAAAAGCAGGAACUGCAAACGGAGGUGCAGCAGCUCCAGCAACAGCUGAAGGACAUCAAGACCAAGGGCCGCAAAUACAGCUCGGUAAACGGCGCCCUGGACGAUGACGACUACGAGGACGCACAACGAGAAGCCAACAAACUCAUCACCGACUACAAAUACAAGCUGCAAAAGGCGGAGCAGGAGAUCGCGAACCUGCAGGCCAGCCUGGCCCGGUCCGAGUCCCAGGUCAUCCGGUACAAGAGCACGGCCGAGGCGGCGGAAAAGGCCGAAAGUGACCUCAAGAUCGAGCGGAGAAAGCUGCAGCGGGAGAACCGCGAAGCGAUGGACCGCCUCGAGGAGCUGGAGACGUGCAACAACCAUCUGCUGAAGCGGCUGGACAAGCUGAAGAACGCCAAAAGCGCCCUGCUCAAGGACCUCUGAUAGGCUUCGCCC